AUUUUGUUACAGUUCGUUGCCGUCCUUGCUUUGGCCGUCGCCGUCUCAGCCCUGCCCGUAGUCCCCGUUGGCAAAAUCGCUUACGCGGAAGCGCCCGCUCAGUACGACUUCCAGUACUCCGUCCACGAUGGUCAAAGCGGAGACGUGAAACAGCAACAGGAGAACCGCGCCGGAGACGCCGUGCACGGCUCCUACUCUCUGGUGCAGCCCGACGGCGUGCACCGCAUCGUAGAGUACACCGCUGACAAGGAGCACGGAUUCAUCGCCAAUGUCCGCUACGAGGGACACCCCAUCCAAGCGCCAGCACCCGCCAAGAUCGCGUACGCCGCUCCCGUCGCCAAGGUGGCUUACUCCGCCCCCGUCGCCUACACCGCUCCCGUCGCCAAGGUGGCCUACUCCGCCCCUCUCACCCACUUCGUCAUCGUCCUCGCUCUGGCCGUGGCUGCCUCAGCCAUACCUUUGGUCCCCGUUGCCAAAAUUGCUUACGCCGAACAGGAAGCACCCGCACACUACGAAUUCCAGUACUCCGUGCACGAUGAGCACAAUGGUGACGUGAAACAGCAGCAAGAGUCCCGCGCCGGAGACGCCGUGCACGGCUCUUACUCUCUGGUGCAGCCCGACGGCGUGCACCGCAUCGUAGAGUACACCGCUGACAAGGAGCACGGAUUCAACGCCAACGUACGUUAUGAAGGACAACCCAUUGCCACUCCUGCUCCAGCUAAGAUCGCGUACGCCGCUCCCGUCGCCAAGGUUGCCUACUCUGCUCCCGUUGCCUAUCAUGCUGCUCCCGUUGCCUACCACGCUGCUCCCGUUGCCUAUCACGCUGCUCCCGUAGCCAAGGUAGCCUACUCUUCUCCCCUUUCCUACGCCGCUCCAGUCGCUAAGGUUGCCUACGCCGCACCUCUUACCCAAGUCAGUUUCUCCUCCCCCGUCAUCUCCUACCACCAUUAAAAUAAACCGAUCCUCGUUAAUGUUAAAUUAUUUAUUGAUGUGAUAUGAAUAGUUACAAAUAAAUUGUUUGUUUAAGAUUUA
Molecule: messenger RNA, 1032 nt
Organism: Vanessa tameamea
Lineage: Eukaryota; Metazoa; Arthropoda; Insecta; Lepidoptera; Nymphalidae
Product: cuticle protein-like
Exons: 2
Cellular component (GO): extracellular matrix
Source: RefSeq, a predicted model, not a curated record